AUGUCUGAAAAUAAUAUUAAUGAGCUUGAACAGCUUAUUCAAAAUCUUGAAAACCAAUCAUUUUUAUCUAAUGAACAAAUUUUAGAAGAUCUUAUCAAUUUAGUAAAUAGAACAUUAAAAGCUUCUAAAUGUUGUGAAAAUCUUAUUCAUGAAAAGGAAACUGAAAUUAAAA
Molecule: messenger RNA, 172 nt
Organism: Dentiscutata erythropus
Lineage: Eukaryota; Fungi; Glomeromycota; Glomeromycetes; Diversisporales; Gigasporaceae
Source: the annotation of a GenBank genome assembly